GCUGCUUGCUGCUGCUGCUGUUUUCAGGAAGCGGAAGCAGGAAUGUUGGAGUGUUUUUUAGAAAAGUUUGGACGUUUGUGACAGCUCCGGAUCAGAGGCGCGGACUGCGGGGAAACAUGACGGUUGAUUAUCUGUUGCUGAUGCUGCUGUAGAGCUGUCGGUCGUCUUCGGCUGGCCUCAGCGCGAACCACCGGGAUGGAGGGAGCAGCUCUGGAAUCGAACACUGCUCCCGAUGUCAGAGUGAAGCCCGUCAGCGUGGCGUGUCUGCGGCGUCAGGCCUGGGCUCACAGCAGAGACUCCAUCUGGCAGGAAUCGAAACCAGAACCCUGCGGCCCCCCGGGGCCCCAGCGGAGCCGGAGCACCGGGGACGCCCAGAGGCCAUCAGUGGACCCAGGACAAAAUCCGAACAAGAUCGCCAGCUGGCUGAUUGAAUGCAGGACCCCCCUCGGAGCCUCUCUCGAUGACCAGAGUCCUCCUCCUCACAAAGGGGUGCCGAGGAACGGCUGCAGCUUUGAAGAUGACCUUUCCCUGGGCGCUGAAGCAAACCAUCUUCUGUCCAACAACAGCAAAACUGAAUCCUGUUACGGUCUGGUGGCGGAUCAGAAGAGGAGUCAGUACAAGGAGAGGGGCAGAAGCAUGAACUCCACCGGCUCGGGGAAGAGCAGCACCGUGUCCAGUGUUUCAGUGAAGUUGGAGCAAUCAGACGAGCAGCCAGUGGAGAUCCUUCUUACCCUGCGUGUGUCCGAGCUGCUGGACCUGUACGAGGAGGACCCCGAGGAGAUCCUCUUCAAUCUGGGUUUCGGUCGAGAGGAACCCGACCUGAACGCCAAGAUCCCGUCCAGGUUCUUCAACAGCUCGUCAGUGGCCCGAGGCAUCGACAUUAAGGUUUACCUAAAAGCUCAGCUGCAGCGCAUGGAACUGGAGAACCCGAACUACGCCCUGACCAGUCGCUUCCGUCAGAUCGAGGUCCUGACGACGGUUGCUAAUGAGUUCUUCCAGCUCUACAGUCAAGUGUCCGGCCAGCCCGUCCAGCGCAUCAGCUCCAAGGAUCAAGAUUCAGAAGGAGGAGACGAGGGGCGGAGCGAGGAGAGGCCUCCUCCCCUGAAGAAGAGCAACUCGGCUCUGAAUGUGGCCAAACUCCUGAAGAAAACCAUCACCAAGCACAACCUGCUGGCCGCUUCGCCCGAGUCUCCGGCGCAGCCCAACGGCCGCACGGCCGCCGUCCCCGGUCCGCCGCAGGACAGCGGCCCGGCGCCCGCCCGGCCCGAGCAGGACGGCGACGCCGCAGACGCCGCCGAGCACAGGGCCGAGGCCGGCGGCCAGAAAGUGGUCCGGAAGAAAGACAACUGCUCCCUGGCGACGGUGACGGAGGAGAGCGGCGGAGACGGGGAGCCGGACCUCCCGUCGGACAGCAGUCCUGAACAGAGCGGCGGCGGCGGCGGCGGACCGGAGGGUCAGGUGGACUCGGCAGACCUGCAGGCUGGCAGUCAGAGCUCUGAGGAGGGAGGCGCUCAGCGGGUCUCGGAGGAGAAGGACCGGUCCUCCUCCUCCUCCUCCUCCCUGGAGAAAGCUCCCGUCACUCUGACGCCGCCACAUCUGGCCCAGCUGCGGACUGAAAACACGGACUCGUUCGACAUGGAGGAGAUUCAGAGCAACGAAGACGAGACUCUCCCGCCCAGAGCGUCCAGAGCCGCGGAAAUGUCCAGGACGGUCAGUCAGCAGUCGGACAGCAGCGGCUUUGCGGAGGAGCCGUCCACCGACUCCGGAAACUCCCUCAAGGUGCAGGACAGCAGCGACAGCUGCGACAGUGAGACCACCGUCACGUCCCACCCGUCCCAAGACCUGACCACGCCCGUCGCCCUGGACCAGCCCACGUUCGACCUGCCCGACACCAGACGGGAAGAGGCGGGACCCGCCGCCGCCGCCGCCGAGGUGGACGGGAGGAGCCGCUCUGUGGAGGGAGACGAGAGUCUGGACCAGUUCCCUCAGUACACGGUUCACCAUCUCCCCAAGCUCACGCCGACGGAGGAGCAGCGGGAGGACAGUGUGGACGAGGACGGCGAGCCGGAACCGGAACCGGAACCGGAGAUCAUCCAGUGUGUGUCUGCUGCUGAACAAGAAACGCCACAAGAGUCAGAAGAGUCAGACGACCCCCAGAGUCAGUCUGCUUCAGAACCAGACCCACCACACACAGACCAGGCCUCAGACAGGGUCCGAGACACCAGUCCACCCGCAGGAGACCCCGGGGAGAACCAGGACCAGCCGGAGUCUCUCCUCUCUGACGAUCACAACGGGUUUGCUCCUCCCACGCCGUCCGCUCAGGUCCUCAGCGCUCUGAACCGAGCCAAGCUGAGCCGGAUGGGCCGGCGGAUCGACCCCGAGAGCGACGAAACGCCCGCCAGCCCCGGGCGAGGGAGAGGAAGCCAGCGCGGCGCGAUCCGCCUCCAGAGGUCUUCGUCCCUGCCCUCCUCGCUCCUCGCGCCGUCCAGGGUGGUGUCGUCCGUCAAGAUCCAGGUGGGGCGGGGCCAGGCGUCCUGCUCCCAGCCCAGGUUCUCUGUCAGAUACACUCAGGAGGACGACCAGCUGGAGGAGGAGGUAAAGCGAGAAGAACGCACCAGCGUCCUGUCCACCCUGGUCAUAAAUCCUGCCCCUAACAAAAAGCCCGCCGCCGCCGCCGCCCCUAAACCCAUCCCCUCCCACCUGAUGCGGUCAUGCUGCUCCCUGCAGAGCUACAGUCCUCCUCCUGAACUGACCCCGGGAGGUCAGUCCUGGAGCACCCAGAGCGUCCCCGACCUGUCCUCCGAUCACCGCCCCCUGAGGCACUUCCCGCCGCCGUCUCCCUCUAACACCAGCGUCAGCCACGCCCAGAAAAGUUGGAACCCGGGCUUCGCAUCGCUCCCCGGUCACAACCCUCCGGCGCAGUAUUUUGACUCCGGUCCGAGUCCCAGUCCGAGGUUCAACUUCAACCCGUAUGGCCUCCCUCAGCACACACACCCACUGCACCACUCACAGCCGUACUCCAGCCUCCCGAACCUCUUCCCCCACCAGAACCCCCCCUCCGGUCCGGCCGGCCUCCACAGCCCCGCACCUCCGCCCGUCCCCCAGCACCAAAGCAUGACCAACCUCCAUCAGCCCUCAAGCUCCAGCCUUCCUUACCACGUCGGCCCUGCUCAUCUCCACCCUGGAGCUCCCAUGAUGCAUCACCAGGGCUUCAGCCAGCCGUACACUAAUCCGUCACCGUAUACCGCCGCUCCAUACGGGACUCAGUCUGCUCCGCAGUUCCUGUCUUAUCACGGAUACAAUGUCAGCUCGUUUCCCCAUCCCGUCUCCCAGUAUCCCCCCCCUGCUGCUGCUGCUGCUGCUCCGCCACAUUUACCCCCAGAGCACAGCCUCUACCCCGGUCUGGCUCCGCUCGCUCCCGGUUUCCACCCCGGCCUCGGAUCGGCCUUCAGCCAGGGUUACAACCCCCACGCUGGGUUUGCCCCCCCUGCUGGCCCGGGUCCGUCCGGAACCGAGCUUCAGCUGAGGAGAGUCCUGCAGGACAUCAGGGGAACCGUCCAGAGCCUCAGCGAGAACCGAGCCAACACUCCGGACACGUUCAGCGAGCGCCGAGCGUCUCAGCCCGGCCUCCAGUCUCUGGCAGAGUUUCAGCAGAAGAGGCGCAGUCUGAGCCUGUUCCGCAGGCAGAUGAUGGACCUGGAGCUGUCCAUCAUGCAGCAGCAGGCGCUGGUCUACAACCACCUGAGCCCUGCGGACAGGAUGGAGGUGGAGAAGCUGCAGUCUCUGAGGUCCAGCGUGAGAGAGGAGCUGCAGGAGCUGGAACAGCAGCUGGAGGAGAAGCUGAUGGAUCUGAUCCACAGCACACAUCACAGAGGUCUUCGAAGCAACAACAGUGUUGAAAACUUGUUCACCGCCUCAGCAUUGCGAGCAAUGGAACCGAUGUCGGAGCUCCUCAGCGAGCAGUUCUACCUCCAGUCGGAGCUCAACUACGACGGUCACGACUUCCCCACCUCCCCCUCCUCCCGGUCGUCCAGUCCGCUCAGAGGACGAGGGCGAAGAGGAGCGGACGGCGAGCAGAAACCAGAACUGUAUCGGACGUCGGUGGACAUAACGCCCGCCACGCCUCCUCGACCGAACGCCCGCAGCAAGGGAAGGCUGCAGAAGAAGAAGGAGGAGCUGGAUCCGAUCCUGACCAGGACGGGCGGAGCGUACAUCCCCCCCGCCAAGCUGCGCAUGAUGCAGCAGCAAAUCACAGACAAGAGCAGUCUGGCCUAUCAGAGGAUGAGCUGGGAGGCCCUGAAGAAAUCCAUCAACGGUCUGAUCAACAAAGUCAACGUGUCCAACAUCGUGAACAUCAUCCAGGAGCUGCUGCAGGAGAACAUCGUCCGGGGGAGGGGGCUGCUGGCUCGCUCCGUGCUUCAGGCCCAGGCGGCGUCGCCCAUUUUCACUCACGUCUACGCCGCCGUCGUCGCCAUCAUCAACUCCAAGUUCCCGCAGAUCGGAGAGCUGAUCCUCAAGCGCCUCAUCCUGGCGUUCAGGAGGAGCUACCGCCGCAACCUCAAGCAACAGUGCCUGACCGCCUCCAAGUUCGUGGCUCAUCUCAUCAACCAGAACGUGGCUCACGAGGUGCUGUGUCUGGAGAUGCUCACCCUGCUGCUGGAGCGUCCCACCGACGACAGCGUGGAGGUCGCCAUCUCCUUCCUGAAGGAGUGCGGACUCAAACUGACCGAGGUGUCGCCCCGAGGAAUCAAUGCCAUAUUCGAGCGUCUGAGAAACGUCCUGCACGAGUCGUCCAUCGAUAAGCGAGUCCAGUACAUGAUCGAGGUGAUGUUCGCCAUCAGGAAGGACGGCUUCAAGGACCACCCCGUCAUCCCGGAGGGCCUGGACCUGGUGGACGAGGACGACCAGUUCACCCACAUGCUGCCGCUGGACGACGAGUACAACACCGAGGACAUCCUGAAUGUGUUCAAGCUGGAUCCAGACUUCCAGGAGAACGAAGAAAAGUACAAAACCAUCAAGCGAGACAUCCUGGACGAGGGCAGCAGCGACUCGGGCGAGGAGGCCGACGGCAGCGACGAGGAAGACGAAGACGAAGACGAGAACGAGGAGGGAGGAGACGAUGAGAAGGUCACCAUCUUCGACAAGACAGAAGUCAACCUGGUGGCUUUCAGAAGGACCAUUUACCUCGCUAUACAGUCCAGUUUGGACUUCGAGGAGUGUGCUCACAAACUGAUCAAGAUGGACUUUCCUGAGAGCCAGACGAAGGAGCUGUGUAACAUGAUCCUGGACUGCUGCGCCCAACAGAGGACCUACGAGAAGUUCUUUGGUCUGCUGGCCGGGAGGUUCUGCCUGCUGAAGAAGGAGUACAUGGAGAGCUUCGAGGCCAUCUUCUCCGAGCAGUACGACACCAUCCACCGUCUGGAGACCAACAAGCUGAGGAACGUGGCCCGACUCUUCGCUCACCUGCUCUACACGGACUCCGUGCCCUGGAGUGUGCUGGAGUGUAUCCGGAUGAGCGAGGAGACCACCACCUCCUCCAGCAGGAUCUUUGUGAAGAUCCUGUUCCAGGAGCUCUGCGCCUACAUGGGGCUGCCCAAGCUCAACCAGAGGCUGAAGGACAUAACUCUGCAGCCGUUCUUCGAAGGUCUCUUCCCUCGUGAUAAUCCCAGAAACACUCGCUUCGCCAUCAACUUCUUCACAUCCAUCGGACUGGGAGGACUGACAGACGAGCUGAGGGAACACCUGAAGAACGCGCCGAAGAUGAUUAUGACCCAGAACCAGGAAGUGGGAUCGUCUGACUCCUCUUCGUCAUCCUCCUCGUCUUCAUCGGACUCCUCGUCCUCGGACUCGUCCAGCGACUCGGACUCGUCCGACUCGGACUCCUCCAGCAGCUCCGACUCGGACAACAAACACAGAAAGAAGAAGAAGAGGAAAGAAAGCGAGGAGAAGAAGAAGAAGAAAGAGAAGGACAGGAAGAAGAAGAAGGAGAAGCAGACGGACAAGAGGCGUAAAAACGACGAGGAGGACAGCGACGACCAGAACCAGGCGAGGAAGGACAAGAGGCACCGCGCACGUGAGGCGGAGGAGCGUGCACGUGACGGCGCCCGGCGGGGGAGACGAGACAAGGACUCCGAAGACGAGGAGCAGCGGAAGAGAGAGGAGGAGGAGAGGAGACGGAAGACGGACAGACAGAGAGACGGCGGGAGGGAGAGAGAGAGGGAGCGGGUGAGAGAGGACCAGAGAGAGAGGGAGCGGGAGAGAGAGAGGGGGAGGGACAGGGACCAGGGGAGGGAGCACGAGCGGGAGCGGGAGCGAGGGAGGGGGAGGGAGGCGGAGGAGAAGAGGGAGACGGAGAGGGACAGAGAGCGAGAGAGGAACAAGGAGAACCGGGACAGGAACAGAGAGGACAAGAGGAGGAGAUGAGCCUCUGUCCUCCAGCAGCAGCCGGACUGGUCCUCCACCCCCCUCGUCCCCCCAUCACCACUUUUUUUUACCUCCUCUCGCGGUCUGAGCGCCGCCCGUUCAUCCCUCCAUCCUCUACACCCUUCUGUAUUUCUGUAUUUUCUAUUGUUGUCGAUGACUUGAGCUAAACAUUAAAAUUGCUUUAGAU
Molecule: messenger RNA, 6610 nt
Organism: Salarias fasciatus (jewelled blenny)
Lineage: Eukaryota; Metazoa; Chordata; Actinopteri; Blenniiformes; Blenniidae
Product: CWC22 spliceosome associated protein
Exons: 38
Coding region: 196-6423 (2075 amino acids)
Biological process (GO): mRNA splicing, via spliceosome
Cellular component (GO): catalytic step 2 spliceosome
Molecular function (GO): signaling receptor binding; RNA binding
Source: RefSeq, a predicted model, not a curated record